Messenger RNA from Macadamia integrifolia, 1770 nucleotides. RefSeq names its product hippocampus abundant transcript-like protein 1. Gene Ontology annotation, cellular component: membrane. The record is from RefSeq and is a predicted model, not a curated record. Bases 160 to 1518 code for a protein of 452 amino acids. Lineage: Eukaryota; Viridiplantae; Streptophyta; Magnoliopsida; Proteales; Proteaceae. Gene Ontology annotation, biological process: transmembrane transport. The transcript has 14 exons. Gene Ontology annotation, molecular function: transmembrane transporter activity.
CCAUUUUCCAACCGAAACAGGAGAGAGAGAGAGAGAGAGAGAGAGAGAGAGAGAGUUUCUCUGGUUUUCUUCUUGUCUUUGCCGUCGUCAGCUGUAUCACCGAGUGGUGGACGACGUCGAUCGAAGUGAAGGCAAAAGCUUAGUUUGAGGAAAGUAAGAAUGAAGAAGAGUGUAGGGAGCAGGUAUUGGGGGUUAUUGAAACUGUUAAUUCAUCUACUGGUGCCUCUCUGCGUCCAUUUCAUCGCAGAACAGAUGACGGUUCCUUUGCUCGUCGAUGUUACCACCAAAGCUUUAUGCGACGAUGAUGAUGAUGGUGCCAAAUCAAACACCUGUCCUCAGGCCAUCUAUCUCAACGGCUUCCAACAAACGGUUGUUGGGAUAUUCAGAGUGGCUAUGCUUCCUUUCCUGGGCCAACUUGCUGAUGAGUAUGGGCGCAAACCACUGCUCCUUUUUACAAUAUCCGCCAGCAUAUUCCCUUUCGCUGUUCUUGCUUGGAGUGACUCAAAACAAUAUCUUUAUGCUUACUAUGUACUCCGUAUGAUUGCACAAAUCAUAAGUCAAGGAAGUCUUUCCAGUAUCUCUCUUGCAUAUGUGGCUGAUGUUGUGGAAGACAGUACAAGGGCUGUAGCAUUUGGAUGGAUUACAGGUCUUUUCUCAGUUUCAAAUUUCCUGGGAAAUCUGUUAUCUCGUGUUCUUCCUGAAGAUUAUAUUUUCGAGGUGUCCUUGCUCCUCUUAGCAGUUUGUCCAGUUUAUUUGAAGCUAUUUCUGGUUGAGACAAAUAAACCAGCUCCAAGGCAGGAGCAACACUCAUUUUCUUUGGCUACAAUUAGUAAUAGCUUUAAGAAGCAAUACAAAACCAUCAAGAAUGGUCUAGCUGCGGGUGCUAACAGUGGGACAUUGAACCGCAUUGCUCUAAUUACCUUCCUCUAUAAGUUGGGAAUGUCUGGCAUCACCAGUGUCUUAUUGUACUAUCUAAAGUCGGUUUUUGCUUUCAACAAGAAUCAAUUUUCCGAAAUCCUUAUGUUGGUUGGAAUAGGUUCCAUUCUUUCUCAGAUUUUGGUGCUUCCACUUAUAAAUGCUCUGGUGGGAGAGAAAGGAAUUUUGUGCAUCUCCCUGCUUGCAUCAGCAGCAUAUGGAUUAUUCAAUGGUUUGGCUUGGGCACCUUGGGUUCCAUAUAUGAGUGCCUCAUUUGAAGUUGUCUUUGUUCUUAUGGAACCAGCUAUGUAUGCUAUUGUUUCAAAAGCAACAAGUUCAACCAAUCAGGGAAAAGCCCAAGGAUUUAUCGCUGCUGUGAGAUCAAGUGCAACUUUGUUAUCACCACUUGUGAUGACUCCAUUGACUUCAUUGUUCCUAUCAAGCAAGGCCCCAUUUGAUUGCAAAGGUUUCAGUCUCUUGUGUGCUUCCCUUUUUAUGGUGUUUGCUCUGUUUUUCGCUUGCCGGUUAAACUUAGACAAUGGAAAGUCAGGUAGUGAUCCUGAGGACAAAAGUGACAAUAUUGAAGCACCUCUCCUCUCAUGACACUAUUGCAAAAAAUUGCAAAGCUUUGCCUACAGAAGUCAAUUGAGGAAGCACCAAGGCCUGGAAGAACUCCUGGAGUUUGUUCUAUAUUUUUAUUCUGUUGGGUUCAAAUUCUCCCAUCAGUCUUAAGUAUGCAUUGUAAAAUUUGUGUGCCUAUGAUGCAGUGUAUAUUUAUUGUUAGUUGUUCUGUUGUAUAUAUAAAGAAAUAUAAGUUAAUAUAGUACAACCCUCUUAAUCUUUGCCUCCCCAAAA